AUGAGCACACUAACGCACAACACGGUAGACCGGCUUGACCGGCCUAGUGCCUACUAUAUCUCAAAGAACAAGAGGCGCAAGUUUCAGGAUGAACUCGAAUCGCAAGAAGAGGCCCCCGAUCCGCUAGCGAAUGCGACCACUCUUUAUGUGGGAAACCUUUCCUUUUACACGACAGAGGAGCAGAUCCACGAACUUUUCUCAAAGUGCGGUGAGGUCAAACGCCUUGUUAUGGGACUCGAUCGGUUCAACAAAACACCAUGUGGCUUUUGCUUCGUUGAAUACUACACGCACCAAGAUGCCCUUGACUGCUUGAAAUAUGUCGGUGGCACAAAACUCGAUGAGCGAAUUAUCCGGACGGAUCUGGAUCCUGGCUUCGAGGAAGGACGACAGUAUGGUCGGGGCAAGUCUGGUGGCCAAGUUCGAGAUGAAUACCGUGAAGAAUUUGAUCCCGGCCGUGGUGGUUACGGUCGAGCCUACGCUGACGACCAGCGCAGACGGGAGGAGGAAGAAUAUGGAAAGGGUAAGUAA
Aspergillus ruber CBS 135680 is the source of this 528-nucleotide messenger RNA. Its product is annotated as nuclear cap-binding protein subunit CBC2. Gene Ontology annotation, cellular component: nuclear cap binding complex. NCBI's taxonomy places the organism in Eukaryota, Fungi, Ascomycota, Eurotiomycetes, Eurotiales, Aspergillaceae. The coding region runs from base 1 to 528 and encodes 175 amino acids. Gene Ontology annotation, biological process: mRNA cis splicing, via spliceosome. The record is from RefSeq and is a predicted model, not a curated record. The transcript has 5 exons. Gene Ontology annotation, molecular function: RNA cap binding.